Polyodon spathula (Mississippi paddlefish) is the source of this 3603-nucleotide messenger RNA. RefSeq names its product bromo adjacent homology domain-containing 1 protein-like. Gene Ontology annotation, molecular function: chromatin binding. NCBI's taxonomy places the organism in Eukaryota, Metazoa, Chordata, Actinopteri, Acipenseriformes, Polyodontidae. The transcript has 7 exons. The coding region runs from base 741 to 3266 and encodes 841 amino acids. The record is from RefSeq and is a predicted model, not a curated record.
UGAUGCAGUUGUGCAGAAGCGAGCACGGUAGCGAGUGCGUGUGAGUCUGCUGUGCUGUUUCGUUUCUUGACUGCUCGAUAUUUUGUGUUUUUGCGCGGAUUGAAAGAAGACCGAAUCCCCCGGAAAGCUGGAAAGCGGUAGAUGAGAGAGCGCCUCUCCUGGUUUUCGCAGUAUGCGAUGCAUUCAGACCGGCGCUCACAGGGGUGCGGAAUGUGUGAGGAGCCGCUGUCGCUGCUGUGAAGACACGGUUUCCCCUCGUUUGGCAGGAGUGGCGGAGCGAGAGGAAUUGUGCCUGAAACUCGCUUUCUCUCGGAUUUACUUCUUUGGAGGGUUGUUUUUGGAAAAGGAUACUAAAAGUGGACUUGUCUAAUUCUUCAUCAUCUUCGUCUUUUUAUUUUGGAAAUAUUUUCGGUGCUGUGGAGAGAGAGAGAGGAGGGGAGGGAGGAAGGAGGGAGAUGCCCCGGUAAUUCAGUGACAUACUGCGAGUGCAGCUCAAUAUUCGAGGAUUACUGCAGCACUGAUAUAAAACUGGACUGCGCGACUACCAUCCACCACCAUCCAAAACACACCACAACAAAAACACCACGGCGAUGACUUGACAGUUUAUAAGAUCCACGGCGAUGACUUGACAGUUUAUAAGAUCCACGAACAACCAGACGAGCGACAGUCGGACCGCUGGCUCGUUACAUUUCAUCUGCAGUGCCGCCCUGCUUACCAAAGGCUCCGUUGGAAAUGAUGUCAUGACCCACUCGCGGCAGAAGGAUUCUCUGAGCAGGUAUCGCAGUGAAUGCCUGGAGAAGGUGGGGGGCGGGACGCAUGGUGACAGGAUGAGCGGGACCUGGCCCGAAUGCUCACGUCGAGGAGGUGGGGCCAAGCAGGGUGUGUCCAAGCAGGGAGGUGGAGCCACGCAGGGCGUGUCCGAGAGGGGAGGGGAGGACAGAGAGCAGGCCGCAGACCCAGACAGGAAGUCUUACCCUCUACGGAGGAGGGCGGCCCUGCUGGAGUUCGACACGCGCAGCUGCCAUGUGGUGCUGACCAGGCUGGAGCAAGAGAACCUGCUGAGGAAGAGGAGCCUGGCAGCGGCGGGGAAACACUCCUCCGGGAGAGGAAAGAGGAGCAGGGGGAGGAGGAGGCAAGGCGAGGGGGGCCAGGAGAAGGACUGCUGCAGCAAGAAAAGGGGCAAAGACCCCAGCCUGCCACCCAAAGCACAGCUAGAGCCAGCCCUGGAGCCACGCAAGCGCAGAAUGGCCUCCCUCAACGCAGAGGCAGUCAACAGCCUGCUGCUGGAGCGCGAUGACGGCCCCAAGAAAAUCCAGCAGUUAAACAAGGACCCCCUUGUGCCGUCCGCAGACCGGCCGGCGAGCCGCCCAGGGCCCUGUGGCAGCGGCACAGCGAGGGGACCCCAGUCGCUGGAGAGCGGCCCCAAGUGGCGCGGCAGGAAGGUCAAGGUGAAGGAAGAACCCAAGGAGGUGGACUGGGGGGCUCCGGCUCCCAAGAGGCUUGCCGGCCUCAACGCAGCGGCCCUGCUGAAGCUCACUAGUGCCACUGCUGGGGCCAGACGGAGGCUGAAACCGGACAGCAAAGGAGAAGGAGGAGCAGCAGGGGGGGGCGGAGGGGGAGGCAAGCAGGGGCAGAAAUCUGAUCAACACAAACACAGGCAUCAUCGUCAUCAUCAUCAUCAUCACCAGCACCAGCUGCAGGUGUUGCAACAGGGGACCUGCCUUGGUUACAAGAAGGAGGCUGGCACCCUCAAAACAAAGUGGGAGGCAGGGAGGGGCGGCUUCCCCUUACCGGGGUCCCAGUGCCGGAGCCUCCCGGGGUACCCCCUGAAGUCUGUGAAAGAGGAGCCCAGGGAAUCUCAGCUGGACCCCUUCUUCUACUGCAGCCACCAGGACAAGGUGGAGUACUGCCACCGCCUGGCUCUCUUCCUGGGUCACCACAGCCAGGGCUUAGCCUCUCAGUGCGGGGGUCCGGGGGAGGGCGGCGGGGAGCAGGAGUUCCUCAUCCCCCCCCACUCGCUGGCUCACUCUGCCCUGGCCAUGGGCUCACACCCCUACCUGUGUGCCGAGCCCUGCUUCUCUGGGUAUUACCUCCACAUCGGCCACCAGGGUGUCUCCUCUCCCCCCCUCCUGUCUGGGACAGGGCCCUUUCACCCCUCCGCUGUCCGGAGUUCGAAGCUGCUGGUGUCCACUGCUACACCAGGGCCCCCCUCAGGUAUCCCCUUCCCUCACCCCGUAUUCUGCAGCGCACUGGAGUCCCCCUGCUUCGGGGAAGCCUGCCGGGUCAACGGAUUCACCUCCACCGCUUACGGAGCGAUGCACCCGCUCCCCAGCAGGGGGUGUGCUUUCAACACCUGCCACGGAGGCUGCGUGCACGCGCUCAAAGAAGAGCCCUACCCCAGCUCUCUGGAUGAGCACAGUCCUGCUAUCCCGGUCUCCCCAGCCCUGCCUCUGUCUGGCUGCCCAGUGCCCACAGUGCCCCCUGCUGCCCAGUGCGUGCCUCACAUCCCCUCGCCGCUCUUGGACCCCAGCCAGGCGCAGCUCAAGGUUGCUCGGGAGUGUCCUCAGAGUGCCAAGCCCCCCAGUGGCUCUCGAUCGGGGGUCCGCAGCACGGCCAGCUGCCCUCUCCUCACCCCGGCCCCUCCUUCCGCCGCCUCUGCGGGAAAACAGCAGCGAAUCACACGGCGCCGCGCAACCAACGGCUGGCUGCCUGUCGGAGUGCCAGUGGAGAAGGAGGUCUUCGUCGUGGGGGAGGAGGAGCCUGCUCUGAGGCGCUGUUUCGAGGGGGUGCAGCGGGACGGGGAUCUGAUCCGGGUUCGGGACACCGUGCUGCUGCGCUCCGGACCCCGAAAGAAAACCCUGCCCUAUGUGGCGAAGAUCUCUGCACUGUGGGAGGACCCCAAGACAGGUGAGGUGAUGAUGAGCCUGUUCUGGUACUACCGUCCAGAGCACACCCAAGGAGGCAGGAACUUGAGCAUGCACUGUGAGAACGAGAUCUUUGCGUCUCGCCAUCAGGAUGAAAACAGCGUGGCCUGUAUUGAAGACAAGUGCUACGUCCUGACAUUAGCACAGUACUGCAGAUUUUGUGCCUUGGUGAAGCGCCGUGGAGAGGGGCUGCCGGACAGUGCCCCAGUGGUGCCCCCUUCCCCUGACUGUGCCACCCCCCCACAUCGCCGCGUGCCCCCCAACAUCGACCCCAGCCUGGUGUUCCUCUGCCGGCACGUCUACGACUUCCGCUACGGACGCAUUCUCAAGAACCUGCAGUAGCAACCAGCGCCACACCAGCAAGACCAACUGGACUGAGAAACAAGCCUGUCCGGCUUGGGCAGACGAGAGGAGGAGGAGACGAACCAACAAACUGACCGACCGACCGACCGAUCAUUCACUCAAUCAGUAACACAACCGAAAAUUCAACUAAGGGCCGCCGAACCAUGAUAGCGCCGUCCACAAGCAGUACCGGUUUAGAGGUGCAGAGGGCAGCAGAGAGUGCCGUGCUUUGAGUUAACCCUCAGUGUCCUGUUUGAGCCAUCCAACACAGUGCACCUCUCACACAGGACUGGAGGCCUGGAGGAUUUCAUCAACACAGUGCACCUCUCACACAGGA